Messenger RNA from Equus caballus (horse), 1660 nucleotides. It is a transcript of the gene POU4F3, whose product is annotated as POU class 4 homeobox 3. NCBI's taxonomy places the organism in Eukaryota, Metazoa, Chordata, Mammalia, Perissodactyla, Equidae. Gene Ontology annotation, biological process: regulation of transcription by RNA polymerase II. Gene Ontology annotation, molecular function: RNA polymerase II cis-regulatory region sequence-specific DNA binding; DNA-binding transcription factor activity, RNA polymerase II-specific. The record is from RefSeq and is a predicted model, not a curated record.
AUGAUGGCCAUGAACACCAAGCAGCCUUUCGGCAUGCACCCGGUGCUUCAAGAACCCAAAUUCUCCAGCCUGCACUCCGGCUCCGAGGCCAUGCGCCGAGUCUGUCUCCCAGCCCCGCAGCUGCAGGGUAAUAUAUUUGGAGGCUUUGAUGAGAGCCUGCUGGCACGCGCCGAAGCUCUGGCGGCUGUGGAUAUCGUCUCCCACGGCAAGAACCAUCCAUUCAAGCCCGACGCCACCUACCAUACCAUGAGCAGCGUGCCCUGUACGUCCACUUCGUCCACCGUGCCCAUCUCCCACCCGGCCGCGCUCACCUCGCACCCACACCACGCGGUGCACCAGGGCCUCGAGGGCGACCUGCUGGAGCACAUCUCGCCCACGCUGAGCGUGAGCGGCUUGGGUGCCCCGGAGCACUCGGUGAUGCCGGCGCAGAUCCACCCGCACCACCUGGGCGCCAUGGGCCACCUGCACCAGGCCAUGGGCAUGAGUCACCCACACGCCGUGGCGCCUCACAGCGCCAUGCCCACAUGCCUCAGCGACGUGGAGUCGGACCCGCGAGAGCUCGAGGCCUUCGCCGAGCGCUUCAAGCAGCGGCGCAUCAAGCUAGGGGUGACCCAGGCGGACGUGGGCGCGGCUCUAGCCAACCUCAAGAUUCCCGGCGUAGGCUCGCUCAGUCAGAGCACCAUCUGCAGGUUCGAAUCUCUCACUCUCUCGCACAACAAUAUGAUCGCGCUCAAGCCAGUGCUCCAGGCGUGGCUGGAGGAAGCCGAGGCAGCCUACCGAGAGAAAAACAGCAAGCCGGAGCUCUUCAACGGCAGUGAGAGAAAGCGCAAACGCACGUCCAUUGCGGCGCCGGAGAAGCGCUCACUCGAGGCCUACUUCGCUAUCCAGCCGCGACCCUCCUCCGAGAAGAUUGCGGCCAUCGCUGAGAAACUGGACCUUAAAAAGAACGUGGUGAGGGUCUGGUUCUGCAAUCAGAGACAGAAACAGAAACGAAUGAAGUACUCAGCUGUCCACUGACUGCGGUGGGGCGCAGCGUCCGGGGCCGGGAGAGCUGAGUGUACGUCCUGGGGGGAACGGUUAUAGGGGACUCCAGGACAUUUCCUGGCAGGUCAGGUUCUCUCCCCUGAAGCCACAGACUUUCCCCUUUAUCCCGCCAGGUUGCCUCCCGGCCUUCUCUUUAUGUUUUUUCCUUCCUAUUCCCACCAGAAAAGUUUUGGCACUAAGAAAAAAAUUCAUGAAAGGCAGGCCUGGAGGGAGUAGUGCUGUCCGUGGUGCUGAAAAUCACCCUCGCGGGCCGGACUGUGCGACCUCAGGGCAGGAGCCUAAACGCAGGGGAUAGUGAAUUGGCCUGCCCGCACGACUAUGUGGUCAAGGCGCCACUUUGCUAAGAGCAAUUAGGCAAGCGGUGAAGGGAUGGGAAGGAAGUGAUAAAUAAUAACACAAAGUCUAACUGGGGCACAAACGUACUGGAGAUUUAUUUAGAAUAUAUAAAAUACAUGUAUGUUUCCAAAGGAUAGCCUUAUACUCCUUUCCCCGCCUAAAUUUUAUCCCCCUCAUCCUUUGGUCUGCUGUAAGUUCUCUAAGGUGGCAUGGAUUAGGUUCAGGGAUAGGGUGCGGGGAGUUGGGGUUCCGAGCUGUUCUCCGGGUAAGUCGGGCUUCA